This is a messenger RNA of Micropterus salmoides (largemouth bass), 1995 nucleotides long. RefSeq names its product keratin, type I cytoskeletal 13-like. The record is from RefSeq and is a predicted model, not a curated record. The transcript is spliced from 8 exons. Gene Ontology annotation, molecular function: structural molecule activity. NCBI's taxonomy places the organism in Eukaryota, Metazoa, Chordata, Actinopteri, Centrarchiformes, Centrarchidae. The coding region runs from base 25 to 1335 and encodes 436 amino acids.
UCCUGUAUCAGAACAGAAGACAACAUGAACAGCCCGUACCGCUCUGGGUUAUCCGCCCUGUCCCUGUACUCUCUGCCCACAAUGACAGGCUCCAAGCGGGGUACAAGCGUCUAUGGCGGUGCAGGUGGGGAAAACGUCCGGGUGUCCUACGCCUCCAACGGUCUUAGGUCUGGCUUUGACCUGGCAGACGCGGUGAACGGUGCCGGAGGUAACGUGAACAGUUCAGGCAGCGAGAAAGUGACCAUGCAGAACCUAAACGACCGCCUGGCCGCCUACCUGGGAAAAGUGCGCUCUCUGGAGUCCGCUAAUGCGCAGCUGGAGCGUCAGAUCCGCGAGUGGUACGAGAAGCAGACCCCCACCACCAGGGACUACAGCAAGUAUGAGGCAAUCAUCAACGACCUGCGCAAAAAGAUCAGUGUUGCCUCACAGGACAAUGCCAGGCUGAUGUUACAGAUUGACAACGCCAGACUGGCAUCAGAGGACUUCAGAAUAAAGUUUGAGAAUGAGAUGGCAAUGCGCACGUCAGUGGAGUCGGACAUCUCCGGACUGCGCAGGGUUUUGGAUGACCUGACCACAGCCCGGUCUAGCCUGGAGAUGCAGGUGGAGGGCCUGAAGGAGGAGCUGGUCUACCUGAAGAAGAACCAUGCAGAGGAGCUUGCAGGCUUGCGUGGCCAAGUUAAGGCCAGCUCUGUGAACGUGGAGGUAGACGGCGGGCCUCAGGAGAACAUAACCAAGAUGCUGGAGGAGAUCAGGUCUCAGUACGAGGGUAUCGCUGACAAGAACCGCCGCGAAAUGGAGGCCUGGUACAAGGUCAAGUUUGACGACCUGAACAAGCAAGUGGCAUCCAGCACAGAGACCCUCCAGACCUCCCGAAGUCAGAUCAACGAUCUCAAGAGGACCCUGCAGGCCCUGCAGAUUGAGCUACAGUCCCAGCACAGCCUGAAAUCUGCCUUGGAGGGCCAACUGGCAGAGACAGAGUCACGCUACAGCCAGCAGCUGAACCAGCUCCAGGCCAUGGUCAACUCCCUGGAGGGCGAGCUCAGUCGGGUGAGGGUGGACAUCGAGAGGCAGGGCACAGACUACCAGGUGCUGCUUGACAUUAAGACCAGGCUGGAGCUGGAGAUCGCUGAGUACAGAAGACUGCUGGAUGGAGAGGAUCAAACCAAAACUAUUUCCAAAACUGUUCAAAAGACCGAAGUCAAGACCGAAGUCAAGACUGAAGUCAAACCUCAACCAGUUAUAACGCAGAGGAGGAGGGUGGUGAUUGAGGAAAUUGUUGAUGGAAAAGUGGUGUCCCGCACAGAAGAUGUAGACUCAGAGGUCAUCAAGAAGUAGACAGACUGCAUCCCAACAUAUCUGGGUUCAACAAAAGGAGGGGGGGAAUUUGCUUCAAGAGGCCCUUCUGUAUUUUUUCUGUUUCUGACACCUAUCUUAUAUUUUCCAAAUAUUUGUGCAGUGCUGAUGGACUUUGUUGCCAGAAAAUAUUGGUUCUGAUCUAUUGCUAUUUUUUUAAGAGCCAAUAAUUGAAAAUGUGAAUGUGAAAGCAUUGGUGGGAAAACAGACUAUAUACUGUGUCUGAAUUACAUUUAUUUUUCUGUCACCACCAUUUAUCUAAAACCCACUGAAAACAGUUAUACCAACUGUCCUCCAAUCUGCCUCCUGAAGAACAAAAUUAGGAUGGCACUGUGAGAAAGGAAAUGUGGCCAGUAUGAAAAGCAAUAGAAAAUAUUUGUGCAUAGUGAUGUUUUUCUCAUGUUAACAAUGGUAAAAAUGUUUCAUGUAGCAUUUUUUUAGAAAUUUUAUCAAAUUAAAUGUUGUCCUAGUAAAAUUACCAAAGGAAAUCAGUCCAUUGUCAAAAGGAUUGGCAGUCUCUGUGAUGCAAAGUAUUUAUCUAAAUUAAGACCACACUUCCCAUAAAUCUUCCUGUAUUCUGUUGUGAUAGGGAUCUUUGACUUUUAAUUUAAAUUUCUCAAGGGAAUAAACAUCUGAACUCCA